GAUGGCGCAGGGGAGGGCGGUGCCAAAGCCGCCCUGCGCCUUCAGAGCGGGCUGGGAGGGCCAGUGGGCAGCGCUGCAGAGGGCCAGGGCGGAGGCCACGGGCCGAGGGGGUGGGGAGACCUCCUGGCCGCAGUGGGCAGCGGCCAGUGGUGAGUGGGCAGCGGCUGGUGCUGGUGGGCAGCGGUGGCGCCGCCAUUGGGCCGCGGAGCUGUCCGUGAGGCCAGCUGGGCGGGGCCAAGACGGCUCUGCCCUUUGCGGAGGGCGCUCGGGAUCGAGGAUGCUGAUCGCUGCGGGCAGCGGGCGCGCCAUGCUCCGCCGCAGCCGCCGCAGCCGCCGCAGCCGCCUCCACCGCGCCGCGCUGCGCCAACGCCCGCCUGGUGCCAGCACUGCGGAGGCACUGGGGGUGGAGCCGUCCCCGGCCACCCGGCGGGGCGUCGGGCGUCUCGGGCGCUGCUCCGAGCCUCAGUUUCCCCGCCGAUCCAUUUGCUGCGGACCCGCCUGGCUCCUGGGAGGAUGAUCUCAGUUCACUGCUUCAUCCUGGUCACUGCCUGCCCGGAGGCAGACUUUGGCCAACUCCUGAAUGAGUUCUGCCUCACCAAGUUUAAAUUGGAAAUGGACGAGAUUGACAAAAAUCUUUGGUGUGACUGGGGUCAGACAGUCAAGAGUUACCGAGAGGUCACCAACUGCACCUACCUUGUUGCCCAGAAGCUGGACUGCUACUGGCCCGGGCCCCAGGUGAACGACUUCUUCAUCACGAUUCACAGGAACUACUUCCACGACUGCCCUGCCACAGGACGGGUCCCGAAAGACCCCCCCAGCAACGUCCUCUGCCCCUUCAUCAUUGCGCCCAUCUUGGUGACGCUCCUUGGGACGGCGCUGGUGGUGUACAAGAGUCAGCGGAACGAGGGCAUCGUGUAGAGCCCCACCAACCCAGGGGGCGCCUCUCGGGGCUUCCGCACCCGUGGACACACCUGACGUCACGACCUGAGACUGUGGGGUGGUCACUCUUGUGGAGCAUGCUGGGAAGGAUGGGGGUGGGGGCUUCCCUGGGUGUGCUGGCCCUGAGGGUGGACGGGCAAAGACGAUAGGAAGGCAGACCACAAGCAGUCUCAUUUGUUCCCUCAAAACAUGCCCCCCAAGCCCUGCCCCAUAGCUUUUAGUUGCUAGCAGAUUUGAGAACUGAGUUUAAACGAGCCAAAGGGGCCGACAUAGUGUUGACGUUGGCCGAGGAUCCAUCAGGCAGAGAUGCUGUAAGUAGAAAUGGUUUCCUGGGAAGUCUCUAGCCAAGUGUUUCCCCCGAAGCGUGUCCAUCCUCCAGAUGGGCUCCUCUGGCCUUCCAGUGUUUCCAAUGUAUAAAAUAUGUUAUGAUGCUGUACAUGGAACAAGCUGUGUUUGGGUGAUUAAAGACACAGUCUCAAAUA
Messenger RNA from Monodelphis domestica (gray short-tailed opossum), 1421 nucleotides. It is a transcript of the gene RAMP1, whose product is annotated as receptor activity modifying protein 1. Gene Ontology annotation, cellular component: cell surface; membrane; signaling receptor complex. The record is from RefSeq and is a predicted model, not a curated record. Gene Ontology annotation, biological process: protein localization to plasma membrane; G protein-coupled receptor signaling pathway; calcium ion transport. Lineage: Eukaryota; Metazoa; Chordata; Mammalia; Didelphimorphia; Didelphidae. Gene Ontology annotation, molecular function: coreceptor activity.